AUGCUGUCGGCCACGCCGCCUCCGCACGAGGCGCCGGGCCGCCUGCCCGGCAACGCACGCAGCAUAGAUGCAAAUGACCCACUGAGUAUCGUGCGAAGUGCACUAGGUGCUGAGGAGCAGGUUAUUCGCGUGAGUGAUAGUGACACACGCGAAACGUAUGACGUCACUCUGUCGCGCACGAUGCCGUAUGCGUCGCCGCGCGUCACGCCCAAAUACGACGACAAUGCGCCAGCGCCCGUCAUGCUAACCCCACCGCCUACGCGCCGUCGUCGAUUGCGCUGGAUGCGCUCGCUGGAUGAUGCACGCACAGCUGCGUCGCCGACGCCACCGACCGCGGUGCCGCCUUCGGCCACCCUAGCGUCGAGCUCAGCGCAGUCCUCACCGAGUCCAGCAGGAUCUACAAGUACGCCGAUGUCCUACCCCUAUACCCCGUUACCCCCCCUCGCCAACGUGCAGCGGAUGCUGGGCCCGCGGCGGACGCACCAGGCACCCGCGCCGCCGCUGCUCGCGCCACGAGAUACAGGCGGCUCGUCGAGCGAGCUCACAUUCGAUGAGGAGAUGGCCGAAAAUGCAGACGCUCUGCGUCGCUCAUGGCGUGUAAAGGAGCAUCGCUCCAAGAUGCCCCUGGCUCUCAAGGGCCACCUGAUUGGCGAAGAUCACGUCAACUAUGUGCUCAUGUACCAUAUGCUCACAGGCAUCCGCAUCGCCGUCUCGCGGAACGAGUCGCGGCCGCGCACGCAGCUCACACCCGCUGACUUUACGGCCAAGUACAAAUUCACCUUUGACAUCAUCGGCAACGAGCUCCGGCCCUCGUCGAAUUACGACUUCAAAUUCAAGGAUUAUGCACCCGGUGUGUUUUGUGAGCUUCGACGGCACUUUGGACUCGAUGCGGGCGAUUACCUGCUCUCGCUCGCGGCGAAGUACAUUCUGACAGAGCUCGGAUCGCCCGGUAAGAGUGGGUCCUUUUUCUACUUUUCUCAUGACUACCGCUUUAUUAUCAAGACGAUUCGGUCAGAAGAGCACAGGCUGUUUAUGCGGUUCCUGCCCGCAUACUACGAGCAUGUACGUGGGAAUCCACAUACACUACUGAGCCAGUUUUACGGGCUGCAUAGAGUCAAGUUGCCUGGCAGGAGAAAGAUCCAUUUCGUGAUUAUGAACAACCUAUUCCCCUCUCAUCGCGACGUGCACGAAGUCUACGACCUCAAAGGCUCGACCGUGUCUCGUGAGCAACUGUCCGCCAAGCCAUCUGCCGUGCUCAAGGACAUGAAUUGGCUGCAGCGUGAUCGGUACGUGGAGCUAGGCCCUCAAAAGCGCGCGCAAUUUGAGCGGCAGUUGCGUGCCGAUGUCAGUCUGCUGCAGCGCCUUCAGCUCAUGGACUACUCCCUGCUGAUUGGCUUGCACGACCUCAGUUACGGCCCAUCCACGUCACCUAUCAACAAGUCCGCGCCGAUGCUCCGCCGCCCGUCGAUCCUCGUGUCACCUGUGGACGACAAAGAAGCGGACGCUUCGUCCACGCAGCUGCAGUUCUCACGCAACCAUCCGCACCAGACAUCACUGCAGGAUAUGCAAGGCAAACGUGCCGAGCAGCAGCGCUCCCUUUUCUAUCAGGAUGAGGGCGGAUUCCGUGCGACAGACGAGCAUGACCAGCCCCUGGGUCUCGUGUACUAUUUUGGCAUCAUUGAUUUGUUUACGCGCUUCGAUGCACGCAAGCGCUCCGAGCAUAUAUGGAAGGCCCUGUGGCACGACCGCCACGCCAUCAGCCCCGUGCCACCCGUCGAAUAUGGUGAGCGGUUCAUCCGCUUCCUGCUGCGGAAAAAGCCAUCAGGUACCUAG
Molecule: messenger RNA, 1833 nt
Organism: Malassezia restricta
Lineage: Eukaryota; Fungi; Basidiomycota; Malasseziomycetes; Malasseziales; Malasseziaceae
Product: 1-phosphatidylinositol-4-phosphate 5-kinase
Exons: 1
Coding region: 1-1833 (610 amino acids)
Biological process (GO): phosphatidylinositol metabolic process
Molecular function (GO): phosphatidylinositol kinase activity
Source: RefSeq, a predicted model, not a curated record